Molecule: messenger RNA, 1365 nt
Organism: Capronia epimyces CBS 606.96
Lineage: Eukaryota; Fungi; Ascomycota; Eurotiomycetes; Chaetothyriales; Herpotrichiellaceae
Product: mannan endo-1,6-alpha-mannosidase
Exons: 2
Coding region: 1-1365 (454 amino acids)
Biological process (GO): fungal-type cell wall biogenesis; carbohydrate catabolic process
Molecular function (GO): mannan endo-1,6-alpha-mannosidase activity
Source: RefSeq, a predicted model, not a curated record
AUGAAACCUUUUAGGAGGAGAUCACUCCUGGCGGCAGGUUUCUCGGCCAUUCUCUCCGUUCAACAUGUCCUGGCAAUACAACUAGAUCUACAAAGCACAGACUCGAUUAAGGCAGCUGCAAAGACACUCGCGGGAGACAUGGUCUCUUACUACACUGGAUACAGACCCGGUGAUGUACCUGGGAAUCUACCAUCACCGUACUACUGGUGGGAAGCAGGUGCAAUGUUUGGAGCCUUGGUUGAUUACUGGUACUUUACCGGGGACGAUACCUACAAUGCAAUUACCACCCAGGCUCUUCUUCACCAGGUCGGUCCCGACAAGGACUUCAUGCCACCCAACCAGACCAAAACCGAAGGAAAUGACGACCAAGCGUUUUGGGCCAUGGCUGCUCUCUCCGCCGCAGAGAACAAAUUUCCAGACCCUCCUGAAGACCAGCCGCAAUGGCUCGCAUUGGCCCAGGCAGUAUUCAACACUCAAGCGGCACGUUGGGAUACGACGUCUUGUGGAGGUGGACUGAAAUGGCAGAUUUUCGCGUUUAACACUGGCUACAACUACAAGAAUACCAUCUCUAACGGCUGUUUCUUCAACAUGGCCUCACGACUGGCUGUCUACACGGGAAAUCAGACAUAUGCCGACUGGGCGGUCCGAAUGUGGGAUUGGUGUUCGGCAAUUGGUCUUCGUGAUGCUCAGUACAACUUCUUCGACGGCAGCGAUGACAACCUGAACUGCUCCCAGCUUGAUCACAUUCAAUGGACCUACAACGCCGGCACUUUUCUUGUCGGGGCCGCCAACAUGUACAACUUUACCGGAGGGAGUCAGGAAUGGGCUGACAGACUGAACGGCAUCAUUGGAAACCUGAAACUUUUCCUGAAAAACAACGUAGUUUACGAGCAAGCGUGCGAGCCGGUCGGUACCUGCAAUGUUGAUCAACGCUCAUUCAAGGCAUAUCUCGCUAGGUGGAUGGCGGCGACAGCUGUCAAGGCACCCUUCACCUAUUCUCUUCUCAAACCGAUUUUGGAAGCCUCGGCAACGGCUGCGGCUGCCGUGUGCACAGGUGGCGUUAAUGGCACUUCUUGUGGAUUGAAGUGGACAGAAGGAACCUUCGACGGCAGCAUUGGAGUCGGCGAGCAGAUGUCAGCUUUGGAGGUCAUCCAAUCCAAUUUGAUCGAUAUCGUUUCCGGCCCCGUUUCGCAAGACUCAGGAGGAACUAGCAAAGGGGAUCCGAAUGCUGGAACCUCAAGCGACAUUGGUCCAAGCGACCUGAAUGUGGGAGAGGUGACCACAGCCGACAAAGCUGGCGCUGCAAUAUUGACUGUACUGCUCAUCUUCUUCGUUGCAGGCGGCGCAUGGUGGAUGGUAACCUGA